This is a messenger RNA of Funneliformis geosporum, 592 nucleotides long. The record is from the annotation of a GenBank genome assembly. Lineage: Eukaryota; Fungi; Glomeromycota; Glomeromycetes; Glomerales; Glomeraceae.
CUGUUAAUCAAGAUCCAGAAUUUAGGCCAAAAAUUACAGACAUGUUCAGAGUACUUCGAAUUUGUCACAAAGAAUUUAUCAAAGCUCCUCCAUCACCUAUAAAUUUACAAAAACAAGGUUAUAUGCCACCGAAAAUAAAGAAACCACCGCAACGAAAAUUCAGUAUGGACCAAGAUGAAUUUGCAAUUAAAGAUGAAGAUUUACCAGAUUCUGAGUCAUUCGAUUACAUGACACUUGCUGAAGCAGAAAAACAACAUAGAUUGGUCGAUAGAAGUGGUGCUAUCGUAGGAGAUUUAAAGAAUGCGUACAAAUGUUUCGAAGCGUAUGCAAAAUUCAAUCAAGUCAAGGCUAAAUAUUAUAAAGCAUAUUAUAUUUCAAAAGGAUAUGCUGAUUUUGGUAAUAAUAUUAAGGAAAAAGAAAAAAUUGUGGCGGAUUUAUUUAAAGAUGUUGCUGAUGACGAAGCAAAUGAAUUCCCUGAGGCGAAAUUAAGAUAUGGAGAUUGCUUAUAUAAUGGUAAAGGUGUUAAACAGAAUUUGGAAGAAGCCCUCAAAUAUUUUGAGAAAGCCGCUGAAAAUGGUCUUAAAGUGGCAAU